Messenger RNA from Cetraspora pellucida, 150 nucleotides. The record is from the annotation of a GenBank genome assembly. Lineage: Eukaryota; Fungi; Glomeromycota; Glomeromycetes; Diversisporales; Gigasporaceae.
AUGAAUAGCUUACAGUGUAUAGGUUUCAAGAAAAGCAGCAUUAAAAACCUUUACAAAACUUUGCAAAGAGAAUUUCAGAUGGUUAUAAAAUGUGUAUUGUAUGGAAAAGAAGCACAUAAAGAAAAAUUCUAUUUAUAUAACAAAACUUAA